AUGGUUCAGCCAGACUUUUGGACCAGGCUCCCUCUCACCAGCCCCUGGCCUGGCCUUCAGCAAUCCUCACUGAAACCUCCACCCGCCAGUGAAGAUCCUCUGGCCCUGGCCAUCACUGAGAACUGCUCCACCUUGGAAACUGGACUCCAGCCAUCAGAUAACCAGACACACCCCUGGGCUGGGCACAAAGUUCCUUAUUUGGGUUUUGUGGCUUUCUCAGGUGGUAGCUGGGACUCUGCACAGAGAAAACACUCUCUCUCUGAAACUGCCCGGUUUGGGGAGCACAGUCUUGUUCCUGAGGCAACUGUUUCUCUGCAGACCUUGAAGGUGAAGCGCUGCUGUGCACAUAGGAAGCUGAAACCCCGCUUGACUCUACCAACAGGACGCAGUCCUUCAAACUCACAGGACCUCUUGAGGGCAGCCCAGUCACCCAAAGGAACAGAUGAUUCUCUUAACUGCCGAUGGCCCACACUGCAUUUCCCUUCGAGGCAGCCCAGCAACCUGGGGAAGGAACACAGUGUGGUGAGAAGAGUCCUGCCCAAGGCCACCAGCCAAAAAGGGGCAGAAUUGGCACUUGCACCCAAGGACUUUGCUUCAGCCCUGAACACAGCCUCUAAUCCUGUACUGUCCAAUGACAGCCACUAGCCCCAUGUAACUAUUUAAAUUUGCAGUCAUUAAAAUUUAUAAAAUAAAAAUUUUACUUCCUCA
Molecule: messenger RNA, 708 nt
Organism: Mandrillus leucophaeus (drill)
Lineage: Eukaryota; Metazoa; Chordata; Mammalia; Primates; Cercopithecidae
Exons: 4
Coding region: 1-645 (214 amino acids)
Source: RefSeq, a predicted model, not a curated record